Messenger RNA from Suillus fuscotomentosus, 1236 nucleotides. RefSeq lists its product as uncharacterized. NCBI's taxonomy places the organism in Eukaryota, Fungi, Basidiomycota, Agaricomycetes, Boletales, Suillaceae. The coding region runs from base 286 to 1161 and encodes 291 amino acids. The transcript has 14 exons. The record is from RefSeq and is a predicted model, not a curated record.
AUCAAUCAUGUGUUAGAUUUGUGAUUGGGUGUCAUCGAUUGGCCGAGGCAGUCCGAACCCUCACUAUACCCAAAGAAGGCUUCAAAGAUGGCACUAUCUUACAAACAGCUCUCGGAUCUUUUGUGGCGUUACACAUCUCGCGCUAGCCACUACCAUCAAUCACUGCCAUCUUGAUCUCAUCGAUAUAUGGAUGCACGUUCCCUUGCUACUUGAAUUCAUGCCGAAACAGUGAUAUAUAAACGUCUACUAAGUUACCCCGCUCUCUCACCCCCAUCCUCCAAUAGCAUGACUGUAGUCUCAAACGAUCCCAGUUGGUGGCCGACCAUCCAUGCGAAUAUUUUUUACAGCUAUUUCGUAGUUGCCUCCUGUGCUGCGGUAAUAUACGACUGGGGACUUACGUUCGCACAAGAGGUGGAACUAAUCUGGAGACAACGUUGGUCCCUGAUGACUGUUGUGUAUCUCGUUGCGCGAUAUGUUGCAAUAGGAUUCUCUGUGAUCAAAAUUUUCCAGAUUGUUCCAACAAUUUCGAUAACAGAUGCAUUGAGCCUUAUCAUGGACGAGGCACUGGCAUGCAUGGGCGACGUUGUAGAUAUAAUGCUAGGCGUCAUCAUGAUUGCUCGCUUGCAUGCCAUGUAUCAGCGAUCCAGAAAUGUGUUAAUAUUUCUCGUUGUCAUUUUCCUGGCCAUCAGAAUCGCCGUCGCAGUGAUGGUCGCAAUACAGCUGAUGCAUACCUCAGGGGAGGAACUUGUCCUCUCCGGCAAUUAUCUGUGCAUCAUUAACAUUGCGGGAGAUUCCCUAUUUAUGGGUCCCACGACAUGGAUACUUGGCAUUGUAUGGGAGGUCCUUGCAUUGUGUCUCGCAGUCUGGAUUGCUGUAAAGCACUUUCGUGAACUGCGACAACACUCAUCAGGAGGUAUCAUCGGGGACUGUUUCAUGAUGUUAAUUCAAACUCACGUUAAUUACUUUGCGGGCUUUGUUAUUAUUGCUUGCCUCUAUGUUGCUCAAUUGUCUCCAACGCUCUCAGCGACGUUCAGAUUUAUGAUGGUUUCGCUCAAAUCUUGUACAUGGUACAGCUGUCUGUGCUGGGACCACGCCUUAUCCUCAGUGUUCGAGAAUAUCAUGCAAAACUUGUGGCCGACUCUGAUACAGCAACGGCUAUGACUUCGAUUGUUUUCCAGGAAUGCGUUCAUGUGGAAACUAGCUGUAGCGUGUAGCGCAGGACAUUCUCGAUAUGAU